Molecule: messenger RNA, 1430 nt
Organism: Bradysia coprophila
Lineage: Eukaryota; Metazoa; Arthropoda; Insecta; Diptera; Sciaridae
Source: RefSeq, a predicted model, not a curated record
UGGAUUUCUGAAAUAACGGCAGUACCAUCGAGCUUCUCGAACCUGACGGUUGAAUAUUAUAUUUUCAUGGAUUGAAUAAAUAUCCACGAUCAAAAACCGCUUUAUCGUGCAUACGUGUAAACCUUUGGUAGUGAAUUAUAGUUUUGCCAUAUAUAAGUAACCGGUGGUCCAUAGAAGCAAUAAUUUUACCACGAUUUUUAAUUAAAAUAACGAAAUAGCAGAAGAAAUGAAGAAAUUGCUUUUAGUUACCAGUCUUUUGCAUACGAUUGCAUUAUCUUUAUGUGCACCAUCACCCAGAGAAACACAUAAAAGUUCAAAUACGACAUACGAUCAGCGACAGGUUGGCAAAUACAACAUACAUUUUAAUAUCAAAGAUGUGGCCAUAAUUGCACUGAGCUCAGAAGAUAUCGUUGAUCACAUUGGGGACUCAGAUUCGUAUGCUGAUUAUUACGACUACGAAGACUCAGAAUUCACCGUCAAUCCAAUAACAGCUGACCUAAUUGGAAAACCGACUACUUCGAAGCCAACCUCCAGCCAUCAGACAUUAUUUCCAUCCAUUGCUGGUCUGAAUUUGAGUUCAAUUCCUAUGUCGUCGGAAUCGUCAGCAACAACAGCAAGUGUACCAGAAACUCUUGUAGUCAUCCAUGACAAGCCUUCAAUGCCUUCAAUAUCGCAGGAGAAUGAUAAAGUUACAGAAAGUUCGAGCGUUAGUUAUCAACCAGAUCAGAUUCCUGUUCAAGUUAUCGUAGAACCGAUAUUAAAGCCAAAAACACGACCAUCUGUGUCACCAUCAAUGAAACGGAAAAUAACAAACAGACAAGUUAGUGUUAGAAAUGACGAUGAUGAUUAUGAAGUAAGACCCAGACGCCGACGGGGUCAAAUUAUCGAACGAAUGAGAUUGCGCAGGGCUCAAAACCGGCGAAACGGUAAUGGAUGUGAAAAUGGUCAAGUGAGUGAUGGUCAGAUUGGUUGUCGAGUUCGACGUUCCGGUAUGGGUGCAUUUUUGGGAAUGUUAGCAAAAUUUUUGCCAACACGAGACAACGAGGAAUAAACUGGUGGUAAGGAUUAAAAAGACUUUGGUUUUUGUUCAUUUUUCUUCAGUAUUUAUAAUAACAUUCCAUCAGUCGAAAUUUCAUUUGCCUUAAAUAAGUGUUCGUGUUUGAUUACAUUGUAAAAUACAAUUAGUAAAAAAAAAUUACUUGCACUCUCGAGUGAAUACAAAACAUUUUUUUUGUCGUUUAAAUUUAAAUCACAAAACAAAGUCAAACAUUUUUUUUUGUAUAAAAAUUGCACCUGAUUACUUAAAUUACUUAAAAUUAAGACUGGGUUUUCUUACUUUUUAAGUUUUGGAAUUCAAUCAAUUGUUUAAAACUAAAUAAAUGAAAGACUCGAAAUUGAAGAAAAUUGGGAAGAGCUCUCUCGUUUUUCUA